AGUUUUGACGAAUAAGUGAGUAAAAAAAUGAGAAUUCGGUUAAAUAGAAAGAUGUAUCUAAAGAAAAGUUUAACAUUAGAACUAAGCUACGUUGUUUUGCUAGUUUUUUUAAACAUAUUGUGUCACGGAGAAAAGGUUGAAGUACAGAUUCUUGAAAAGUCUACCAAUUGCACAGCAACGGCGAAGAAUAAUAAUUUUGUUACAGUGCAUUACAUCAGUCAAACGGAAGACGAGACCGUAAUCGACUCUACGUACGACCGAGGUGUACCAAUGGAAGUACAACUAGGAUUUGGUAUGCUCGCGAAAGAGUUUGAGGAGGGAAUUCUCGGAAUGUGUGUUGGUGAAAAACGAAAGAUUGUGGUUCCAGAUGAUAAAACAAGAAGAAAAGAGCCUAUUUCGAACCAACGCCGUAUAUAUACAGUGGAAGUUUUACACGUUUCUGAGUUAGCUUCGAUAAACGGAUUUCGUUGGCUUGAUUUGAAUAACGACCAAAAGAUAUCGGAGGAAGAGGCUGCCACUCUGGUCGGGAUGUUGUCUAAGUCAACCUUGCCGCUUUUCCCGAUAAAUGAAAAAGCCCUUUUAGAAAUAUACAUGAAAAUCCACGAUUUGGACAGCGACACCUUUAUAUCAGAAGAGGAAUAUAUUAAAUCUGUUGAAGCUGCUAAAGAGGCUAAAGAUCAAAUGAAUUUACAAAACCUACCACCGGAAAUUGAAAAGAAAAUUAAAGCAGAGCUAUAACAUUUAAUCGUUUCUGUUUGUAUCUGGGGCUUACGAACCAUAAACUUACAAGGACUUUACACAGUUCACUCCAUGUGGUUGCAAGGUGUAAUUGUUACGUUUGUGGAAGUUAACUCAUCUUAUGUUAUUUUCAGAACUGUAACAAUAAAUUAACACCUACUUGUUUUAUGAAAAUUCGUAACCUGAUCUGGAAAACAGUGGCUGAUUUUACGCGAUUGCAGUAAUGCCCCUGGAUAGAGGCUCGUGCAGAGGGUUGAACUCCAAGUUUCAUUCUCUAUUAGCGGAAUGAACAGCUUUAGCUUGGAGCUUCUGUAGAAGCCACAACUCCAAGAGUUUUAUUCUGUGUUAGCUAAACUUCACUGAUAUCUUAAAACCGGACGUUGUUUCGAAAAUCAC
Limulus polyphemus (Atlantic horseshoe crab) is the source of this 1134-nucleotide messenger RNA. RefSeq names its product FK506-binding protein 2A-like. The transcript is spliced from 4 exons. The coding region runs from base 28 to 738 and encodes 236 amino acids. The record is from RefSeq and is a predicted model, not a curated record. Lineage: Eukaryota; Metazoa; Arthropoda; Merostomata; Xiphosura; Limulidae. Gene Ontology annotation, molecular function: calcium ion binding; peptidyl-prolyl cis-trans isomerase activity.